This is a messenger RNA of Penicillium atrosanguineum, 285 nucleotides long. RefSeq names its product mitochondrial 37S ribosomal protein uS19m. Gene Ontology annotation, molecular function: RNA binding; structural constituent of ribosome. Bases 1 to 285 code for a protein of 94 amino acids. The transcript has 4 exons. Gene Ontology annotation, cellular component: cytosolic small ribosomal subunit; ribosome. Lineage: Eukaryota; Fungi; Ascomycota; Eurotiomycetes; Eurotiales; Aspergillaceae. Gene Ontology annotation, biological process: translation; ribosomal small subunit assembly. The record is from RefSeq and is a predicted model, not a curated record.
AUGUUUCCCACACGAGCCCUGCUGGGCCGAUCGGUCUGGAAAGGCCCGAACAUCGUCCCUCUUCCUCUCCCGCGUACCCUUCCCCCGCCGCCAAACACUCCCCCGAUCCGCACGCAGAAGCGCGCCGCUACCAUCCUGCCCAACUUCGUCGGCCUGCGCUUCGCUAUCCACAACGGCAAGACCUAUGUGGAGGUCCAGAUCACCGAGGAGAUGGUCGGCCGCAAACUUGGCGAAUACGUUGCAACCCGCAAGCGCUUCACAUACAAGCAGUCUAAGAAUAAAUAA